AUGGCUACUCAUGCUUUGGAGAAAAUAAUUAAGCCUCCUGUGUUCUUGUUUGCAGGCUGCCUCUCUCUCCUGGUGACAGUGCAGGAUGUUGAGCGUUACACCACCUUAUUUGCCACUGUCAUCCUCAAGUGUGACUACAGCACCUCGGCACAGCUGCAGGACGUGGUGGUGACCUGGCGCUUCAAAUCCUUCUGCAAGGACCCCAUCUUUGACUACUACUCAGCCUCAUACCAGGCUGGUUUAGCCCUUGGCCAGGACCCCUCUAACGACUGCAAUGACAGCCAGCGGAAGGUGCGCAUUGUCAUCCAGAAAUUUGGGCAGAAGGACCCUGUGUUGGGCAUCGACUACCAGCAGCGAAAGAUCACCAUUCAGAACCGAGCAGAUCUUGUCAUCAGUGAGGUCAUGUGGUGGGACCACGGCAUGUACUACUGCACUGUGGAAGCACCAGGAGAUACCUCAGGUGAUGCAGACAAAGAAGUUAAGCUGAUUGUUCUCCACUGGCUCACAGUACUCCUCAUUAUUCUCGGUGGCCUUCUCCUCCUUCUGCUGAUUGGGAUAUGCUGGUGCCAGUGCUGCCCCCAGUAUUGCUGCUGCCACAUCCAGUGUGGCUGCUGUCCAACACGGUGCUGCUGUAAUCAGAAAGUACUGGAACGGCACCAGUUCAUGAAGCGGGCUCAGGCACUCGCGCCUUGGUUAUCACCCAACAUGUUCUAUGGAGCUGGCGACAGGAACUCAAAACAUUCCUCUUACCAGCUGAACCCUCUGCUGCAACAAGAUGUAUCUCUACAGAACAGUCUUGCACUGGUGCAGCCACAAGCCCAGCUUUCCCAUAAGAGCGGUGUUCUGGACUAUCUGGAGUCUGAAAUCCAGAACCUGAACGUGUCCCAGCCGCGGGCGCCUCCCCACCAGCGGCAGGCUGUGCAGCCCAGCUUGCUGUCCUCGCUGGGCUCCGACAUCCUGCCACCUCCUCUUACCGACCACAUCUCCUCCAUCCAUGGCAGCAGCAGCUCCUCACGGCCACAAAGAGCUGCCCGCACCCCCAGGCCCUGGGACUCCGCAGCAGAGGACAGAAGGGAAAACAGGAGGUGGCCCUUGCCUUCCAGUGGGGAUUCUCAUUCCAGCUACAGCCAGGAGCCUUGGGACAGACAGAGAGAGGAUCAUCCUCAGAGGCAGAGGACAGGUGGCUACAAUGGCAGGCCCCAGCACUCCAGACGUGAUGUGUCACCCCCACGCCAGGCUGAGAGGGGCAAGAGCAGCAGCAGUUUCUAUCCAGAGGAGACCAAGGAGCGCUCCAGCCACCAUCGUGGUGGGAGGCAGGAGCCCGGGGGAAGGCGAGAAUAUGAGCACCAUGCUGGGAGGAGCAAUUACUCUGGCCAGAGGCGACACAGCUACUCCCCCCCCUCUUCUCGCAGGGGCUCGUGGAGCUCCUCAGAGGAGCAGGUCCGUGUCCCGGUGUCAAACCGCAGGCGGAGGAACCGCAGGUCCCGGGAGUGGCCAGAAGAGAAACCCCCCAGUUAUCGCUCCUUAGAAAUCAUCCCAGCUCAGGACAAGAAGCACAAAAGCAGUGCAGGGACCCGCUCGGACAGAGGAAGUUCCUACAGUGGAAGAAGCAUAGUCAUUUGAUGUCAAUACUGGAAGAACUAAGAUUCCCACUGGACUCCUCCUAGUUUUUCUAUUUAGGUUGGGAUGGCUGCUUUUGAUUGAACAGACAAACAGCAAUAAAACAGAUGAAGCAGCUUCCCCUUAGGCUUACAACUCUGAAGAAUAUUUGUCUAGUGCCAUGAAAGCCAUACAUAACCUAUUUUUAUUGCUGUGAUUUAGAAACUUAGGUUGGGCUAAGUUCUAAUGGGCUGAGGUUUGUUGAAAACAUUCUAGUAGAAACAGCAGAUUUUUUCACUAAACAGUGUAUUCCCAGUCUUUAAAGAGAGAUACCAGUUCUCUCUGUUAAGUGUCGUGGCACUGCAGGGAGCCCAGUCUGUAGAAUGCUGGUGCUUUGCACACCAGUUACUGGAGGAAGGUUCCAAUGUUCACAGAGUUGUAAAGUCACAAGACAGUAGAAAAAUUUAGAUUGGAAGAGGCCUCUGGAGGUCAUGUGAUCCAGUGCCCUGAGAGCUUUGUGGAGGGAGGCACAAUAUCUUUCCAGGGCCCUUUGUUGUCCCUCAGAAUGUGUAAUGUUUGUUGCUUCUGCCUGGCUGCUCAGCAUAGCUGGGACAGUUGUGUCCUUUUGUCCCCACUAAACCUCUCUCCCAAACAGGAGGAUCACAGUGUUGGAAGAAUGUUGAGUGCCUUAAUAAGGUCUCACUGGCAUGUCUGCAAAUUGCCAGCUUAUCUGCUCUUUACUGACUGAAAGAACCUGUUCUUCUUUGAGCCUAGACCUUAGUGCCUUAAAAGAUACUUGUUCUAGCCUUUAAUCCAGACUUGAAUUUAUUUGUAAACUCAAAUUUAUCAGGGUUUGUCCUUCCCUACAAGGACUGAGCAAAGUAUGACUACUCUUCUUUAUACCAUGGACCAGAAUUUCCUUCAGCUCAAGUAAGCAUGGUUUUGGUGAAUAUAUCUUGCCUAAGCCAUGUGCUUUUUUCCAUAUAUUUUAUAUUCUCCCUUUCCUCUCCAUGCCAUGUAUCAUAUACAUGGGGUGGGAUAAAGGGCUCUGGGGAAGUCUUAUAGUCACCAUUUUUACUUGAUCUUUACCCUGACCAACCCUGCAUGUGUGGUGCAUCUAAUCUGGAGCUGGAUUGUAGGAUUUCCUCAGUUCUCACCCUGACACUACAAUACAGAAUUUCUCCAUGCUUUGAGACCAGUUGUGAAGGAGAACUUGUCAUUUCUCCUUGAUGAGAUUAAUCCACUGUUUUAAUUUAAAAUGUGCUGGAGAAAGAGAAGUUCUGUGGAUUCUGGCUGCUUCCAUGGGAAGCUGUCUUGCCAGAGGCACUUGGAUUUAAGAGACUCUGUGGUUGGUGAGGAGCUUUUGGAGAAUCUUGUGAAUUUUUUUGUAACCCAGAGGCACUGGAGACUGGCCAGUACCAAUGACUGUCUUGCCUAGCUUAUUUCCUAGCCUGUCCCACAUGGCUUGCUACUUGCUACUGUUACACUUGCUACUGUUUGGUUUUUAAUGUCCUGAUUACUGAUGUGCUUAUGCUUUUCCCUGGAAAACAUGGAGAGACUUUCACUUUCUCCACCUCUUUUUUUUUUUUUUUUUUUUUUUUUUUUUUUUUUUUUUUCUUUUCUUUUGGACAAUGAUGGGAAACAUCACACUUUGAGCAAGUGGUUCUAGCUUCCAGUGUAGUUGCUGGACAAACGAGGGCCAGUCAGAGUGUUCAUCUUCCUACAGUUUCUUGGCUGAACAUGCUUAUUUCUAAUUCUUGCCUAUGGAGAUAAAGUAGGAGGACCAAGGACCUUCUCUGGUUGACUUUGUUUCAGCACUGGAGGCCUACUUUUUUGAAGACAGAGGGUCUCUUCCUUAUUGUUGAUGGCUAUCACAAAAAUUAAAAAAAAAAAA
Messenger RNA from Cyanistes caeruleus (blue tit), 3493 nucleotides. The record is from RefSeq and is a predicted model, not a curated record. Lineage: Eukaryota; Metazoa; Chordata; Aves; Passeriformes; Paridae.